This is a messenger RNA of Leptosomus discolor (cuckoo roller), 1494 nucleotides long. The record is from RefSeq and is a predicted model, not a curated record. NCBI's taxonomy places the organism in Eukaryota, Metazoa, Chordata, Aves, Leptosomiformes, Leptosomidae.
CUACUACCCUGGCCAGUGUGAAUGGGUAUAUUGCCCUGGAGAUGCCAUAUCUUCUGUUGCAACAUCCGAGAAGAGCACAGGAAAAAUAUUCGUAUAUGACGGACGAGGGAACAACCAGCCACUUCAUGUUUUUGAUAAACUCCAUACAUCCUCUCUUACUCAGAUACGGUUGAACCCUGUCUACAAAGUAGUAGUGUCUUCUGACAAAUCUGGAAUGAUCGAGUACUGGACUGGUACUCCUCACGAAUAUACAUUUCCGAAGAAUGUGAACUGGGAGUAUAAAACAGAUACUGAUCUAUACGAAUUUGCUAAAUGCAAGGCUUACCCGUCCAGCAUAAGUUUUUCACCUGAUGGCAAGAAAAUGGCUACUCUUGGGUCUGACAGAAGAGUUAGAAUUUUCCGUUUUCUGACAGGGAAGCUCAUGCGAGUCUUUGAUGAAUCAUUGAGUAUGUUUACGGAACUUCAGCAGAUGAGACAGCAACUACCAGACAUGGAGUUUGGCCGACGUAUGGCAGUUGAGCGUGAACUGGAGAAAGUAGAUGCAGUACGAUUAAUUAAUAUAGUUUUUGAUGAAACUGGACACUUUGUUCUCUAUGGGACAAUGUUGGGCAUUAAGGUCAUAAACGUAGAGACUAAUAGGUGUAUUCGUAUCCUGGGAAAACAAGAGAACAUCAGGGUGAUGCAACUAGCUUUGUUCCAAGGAGCAGCAAAGAAACAUCGUGCUGCAAUCACUAUAGAGAUGAAGGCAUCUGAAAAUCCUGUUCUUCAGAACAUCCAAGCAGAUCCGACCGUAAUCUGCACAGCUUUUAAAAAGAAUAGGUUUUACAUGUUUACUAAACGUGAACCAGAAGAUACAAAGAGUGCAGAUUCGGACAGAGAUGUAUUUAAUGAGAAACCUUCUAAAGAAGAGGUCAUGGCAGCCACUCAAGCAGAAGGUCCCAAAAGAGUUUCAGACAGUGCCAUCAUCCACACAAGCAUGGGAGAUAUUCAUAUCAAGCUUUUUCCUGUUGAGUGCCCCAAAACAGUGGAAAACUUCUGUGUGCACAGCAGAAAUGGUUAUUAUAAUGGACACAUAGUUCACCGUAUCAUCAAGGGUUUCAUGAUUCAGACCGGCGACCCAACUGGUACAGGAAUGGGAGGUGAAAGUAUCUGGGGCGGAGAAUUUGAAGAUGAGUUUCAUUCAACUUUACGACAUGACAGACCAUACACGCUCAGCAUGGCUAACGCAGGACCAAAUACCAAUGGAUCCCAGUUUUUUAUAACAGUAGUGCCAACUCCAUGGCUAGACAACAAGCACAGCGUGUUUGGACGGGUGACUAAAGGAAUGGAAGUUGUCCAGAGAAUCUCAAAUGUGAAAGUCAAUCCCAAAACUGACAAACCCUAUGAGGAUAUCAGCAUCAUUAAUAUCACAGUGAAGUAAGCAAGGAGUUGAAGGUUCCAGCUUAAACAGAAAAAACUUGGCAUAAUGGGACCCAAAAAUGGACCUAGAAAGAA